AUGGCGAAAGCAAAGUAUGCACCAUCUGGAUUGCCUGAUUCGAGAUGUCAUGAGGUACAAAUCAUCGUGCAGACGUCAUUGCAACCGCGCUUUGAAAUGAUUUCACUUGCCACAACUCGACCACGGCUGGCAAAGAUGUGCUGCGAUUUCGUCAACUCGCACAACAAGGCUGCUAGCUACUCUAAGGAAUUGGAGGCGUUGGCCAGUGAAUUUACUUCAACAUGCCAAGUGACAUUUCCUCAUGGCGACAAGAAAUAUCGGGGCAUCGGGCGUGUCGUGGAAGAUGAGUUUGAGGCCAAACCCGACUACGCCGAGGUGCUUUGCAGAUACCCAAGUGAUUAUUACGACUACGACCGAGGCGAAUGCAAAGGGCCGUGCCACGUUUACAAGCAGGACUCUCGAAUUGAGCCACCGCCGUCGCUACUGGCAGCGUUGCCAAGUCAGCCGAAGGCGUCAACAUCAGCGUCUGCGAUGCUGUCAGUAUUCAAGGUCGGCACAAUAGCCAUCCUCAUGAUGCUGUCUUUCAUCUAA
Messenger RNA from Mesocestoides corti, 531 nucleotides. Lineage: Eukaryota; Metazoa; Platyhelminthes; Cestoda; Cyclophyllidea; Mesocestoididae. The record is from the annotation of a GenBank genome assembly.